Messenger RNA from Styela clava, 3864 nucleotides. RefSeq lists its product as uncharacterized. Gene Ontology annotation, cellular component: plasma membrane. Gene Ontology annotation, biological process: G protein-coupled receptor signaling pathway. Gene Ontology annotation, molecular function: G protein-coupled receptor activity. The record is from RefSeq and is a predicted model, not a curated record. Lineage: Eukaryota; Metazoa; Chordata; Ascidiacea; Stolidobranchia; Styelidae.
AUAAAAUCUGAUUUUAUGACAGGUUCUUUGACAUGCGUCUGUUAUUCCAAAUUGUAAUUUUGAUAUACGUUUUUGAAGACUCAAUAUGUUCAUUUGCAAUACAAAACAUAAAUGCAAAGAACCGACAAGAAAAUGCGAUAACAAGAAAUGUGGCAACUGUAGCAAAUAUUGAAGAUGACGAUACGAUAAUUCGAACGCAAUCGACGCCUAUUGUUCAGUCGACAAACAACGAAAACAGAGCUAAUAAAACGACAAAUCCAUCUUGGAAUUCAACUUGUUUGAAUGAUAGAUUUCGCCGUGGAAGAGAAUCAAUUUUAAAUUAUCUCCUCCGACUUCAAUUGUGUGAUCUUUUAGAUGGCGGUCAAAGGUUACCAAACGCUUGUGACACAAAGAAAGAAGCUGUUACAGAAUAUUACAACGUUGCUUAUUUAAAGUUUUGUCAUAUAUUUGUUUAUGAAAACGUAUGCGCGAAAGAAAUAAAAAACUGGAGAAAUGUAGAUCCAUUUUUGAAAGAAAAUAUAAACAUACGUUCCGAGGGAUCUGGAUUAGACUCAAUAUCUUUACAAAAUUCUGGCAACGCUGCGUCUCUGGAGAGACGAGUUACCAAAUUUUUCCAUGGUCAGGACUUGGGAUUGAUAAAUCAAGCAUGUAAAAGUAUCGAAGACUACAUGGAGACGUUGAGUCGACAUGAAGUGUAUAAAAACACUGAAAAAAGUUUUGAAUUCAAUCUGAAAGCAUCGGCGUACUCGGAAAAAUAUUUUGAAGAGGGUGUCAAAAAAGACAAUGUCACCGUUCCUGUCGUUCUAUUCGCUGAAUGGUAUUUCCCGAUUAUUCCAUUUUGUGAAGCGUUUACGUGCGGAAUAUCUUAUGAAAAAUAUUUGGAGGAACCUAUGACGGUUUACAACUGUAUGCCGAAAUAUUGCAGACCGAUGGUAAUAUUCAGCAUUGUUUUUGAUGCUAUUCUCGCUGUUUUGAUAAUCCUUGCAAACAGCUUGGUGUUAGGCGUUGCUGCACGUACAAAAAUCAUGCGAAACAUUCCAGGAUACUUUAAAAUAUCACUUGCAUUGGCAGAUAUCGUCGUCGGAGUCUUCGUUUUGCCUACAUGUAUAUUUACAACGUAUACUAUGUACAUCGCCCCCUUGCCUUUCCGCUACCCAGGACAACGUCCUAGUCUCAGCGACUAUAUGGUUCGGCCUCUGAUAAACUUUGUGGGUUUUUUCGUCGUUCUAUCGUUCGCUGUGUCCAUAUAUACAAUGGCUGUUGCGAGCAUUGACAGAUAUCUGGCAAUAACAAAGCCUUUUCAGUACAGGCAAGGCGCCUAUCUGACCAAAAAACGUUGUGCACUCGCCUUUGCUCUUAUUUGGUUUAUCGGAAUCCUUGUGGCAGUAUAUCCUUUCUUUACGAACGAACCAUACAGUGUAUCAGCAUUCAAUCUCAUUCUCUCUGCUGGGAUCACAUCCUCCAUUGUAUACGCCAUAGCAUUACUCGUCCCACUAUUGGCGGUAUGGUUUUUGAAUGGAGCUAUGUUGAGGCAAGUUUGCGCUGAUGGGGAAAAGAGACGAAGCAUCAGGGCUACAUCUGUUAUAGAGAAUUCUGCCAGCCCCCAACAUUCAUUAAAAAAGAGACAAAGUUCAAGUUCAAACUCUCAUAUAGAAAACGAAAUUGACAGCACAAAUGAAAAAGCAACAGACUCUCCUGUUACAACAAUUACGGAUUGUAAUAUGGGAAUUGAGACUUCGCAAAUUGAAAAAAGAACUGUGACGAGGAACGUGUCAACAUCCAGCGUUGGUUACCAUAAAAACGAGAAGCGUACGAGUGGAACUGUGGGAGACGGAAUUAUUGAACGCAUGAAGCGAAGUAGAGGCAGGAGGAACAUUUCUUCAGCAUUUCAAAAAAAGCCAAUUUCGAGACAAUCCAGUAUUCCUAAUUCAGCUGCGAGUGUAGAAAGAAGACUUGCUCGAACUCUAUCAAUAAUGAUUGGAGCUUUCACCUUGGCGUUAAUGCCAAACAUAGCAACGAUGAUUGCUAACGCCGUCGCAUCUGGUAACAAUUCUCCCAAAACAUCAGUUCGGUUGGCGUCAACUUUAUAUGUUGCUUCGCGUAUUCUGCUUUCAAACUCAUUUUGGAACUGUAUUAUAUACAGUAUACGAAAUCGUCACUUUCGACGAGCGAUGUGGGCAAUAUUUCUGUGUAAAAAAGAAAAAAUUGACCGGAAAUUACGUCAAAGUUUGUCAAUGUCUCAAUGGAAGCGGAGAAGUGCAAUGGGGUCAUCUAGCGGAUCAAAUUCACACGAUAAACUCCCAGUAUCAAAGACUAGUAGCACGGCUUCUAGCUAUCAAGGUGGUGAUUACAGACGAAGUACUAUGAUGUGGUCGCUCGCGUCUAAUUCUCCUUGUCCCUCUAGAAAAGGAAGCUCUGACGUAUUAGGACAACGGCCAGCAGUAUCUCGAAGUAUUUCUACUGGUACAGAAGCUAAAAAACCAACAGGCAUUUUGAAAAAUCCAAUCACAAGAAGUGAGUCUGCACCAGAAUCAGUACAAUGCACAAAGUUAAUCAUUCCUACUGUCACUGUUGACACGAUACAAGAACAUGCUGAUAUUGCGGAAAGAUGAUAAAUUAAUCGCGUGAACGUAUGCUCGUGCGAAACGGUCCGAACGGGAUAGUAUGGUGGCAGGCAAUGAAGGUCAGAGUUUUGAAGAUCAAGUCAAUUGUAAUUCAGAUGUCAACCAAACCGGAGUGAGUAUUUCAAGAUAGAUGUUUAUCAUUUCAAACAUUCCGCAAUAGCCUACCUCGCCGACUACCAGACUACUGGUGUGGACUGCAUAUCCACGGAACUUUUGUCUUGUCAAAAACAAAGUACUGGUGUUUGUCCUAUGGUAGUUGUUUAGACGAUUUGGUCCAUACCGUGAAUACCUUAUUCAAAGUAGUCAUAAUUAAAUACAUAAUCUACCUGAAUUCAGCUUAAAUAUCGAUGCACACCCACUGCAUAUAGCCGUUGUACAAACCCAUAGCCAUGCUAAGUUGAAAGCCAUAUGAAAAGGAGAUUGCCUUUUAUCGGACACGAAAUGGCCCAAUGGAUAGUUUUAUAAUUGUGUUUUUGUUGUGAAAAAAAUGAUUUUCUCUUCUACGGCAGGAACAAUUGCUUUAAAAUUCCCAGUGCUGUCGCUAGAAGGGCAUUGCUUUUAUUUAUUUCACAAAUAUCUGUUGGUUCUAUGAGAUUCGUUUUUUACUUCGAAGUUUUGCAUGAUGGCGUCAUAAAGAUUAAAGAUUGCGUGCCGUGGUUCCGUGAUCACAUCUCACAUUUGAGCAUUGCUCUCUUGUUUUUGUACGAUAUCAGAUUAAUUUGAAAUUGGUGCUUUUUAUAUAAAAAUCUAUGUAAUAUAAUGCUUGAUACCUCGCAAUGUGACAAUGUGGCGAAAUUGCGACCAAGAAUUGUAGAUAUAGUAAAAGUUGUAUAUUUCUAUGUUAGCGUCAACAAUAAAGUGCGAUAUCGUCUUUUUGUGUUUUUGUAUCAGGAUUACAGAUUUAUGACCCAGUUGGAAUAUGUGCAAACACAACUCUGCAAGCGAGAGCAUUGGCUAUUGGAGUAAGGAAAGCUUUUGCCCUUAGUCUCCUAUUUAGCCCGAUAAAGUCAAUACAUUUCCUGGGUUAUGUCUGCAUUUUUCCAGCAUUGAAAAACUGGUAAUGGUUUUUGCAAAACAAUACUCUCCAUAGCCAUUUAUAGCACGCUUUUAAUGCAUUAAAUGAUGGUUUUAUCUCUGCUUGAGUUAUAUCAUUAAAAUACUGCACCAAUACUGAGCGAGUAAUAUGUCAACAAACAUUCAUUCAAAUAUACUGAAACAGACUGAAAAUGUUUUCAAUGAA